AAGGAUGGUGUCUGUGUUUAUGCUCAUAAAUAGGGGGUCAGGAGAAGUAGAAAUAGCUCAAACUAGAUACUUAGGAACCUAUUAUAUCUUUUGAUCCAGCCGAAUCCAAGUGCGUCUGGGAGAAUACAACAUUAAGGUCUAUGAAGGCAAUGAACAAUUCAUAAAUGCAGCCAAGAUUAUUCGCCACCCCGAGUAUAACUCAGCCACCAUUGAUAAUGACAUCAUGCUGAUUAAGCUGAGCUCAGCUGCCACCAUCAACUCUCAAGUGGCCACCGUCUCUCUACCAAGAUCCUGUGCAGCGGAUGGUACUCAGUGCCUCAUCUCUGGCUGGGGCAACACCCUGAGCAGUGGCACCAACUACCCUGACCUCCUGCAGUGUCUGAAUGCUCCCAUUCUCUCUAACACUGCUUGCCGCACAGCCUACCCGGGCAAGAUUACUACAAACAUGAUAUGUCUGGGAUUCCUGGAGGGUGGAAAGGACUCUUGCCAGGGUGACUCUGGUGGCCCUGUGGUCUGCAACAGUGAACUCCAGGGCAUUGUCUCCUGGGGUAAUGGUUGUGCUCAGAAAAACAAACCUGGAGUCUACACUAAAGUUUGCAACUACAUGAAAUGGAUUCAGCAGACCAUUGCUGCCAACUGAACACCUUUAUCUCUUCAUGUUCCAUAUCCUAUUCAUCAACUUCACCUUCUUUCUAUGCCAAAAAACAGUAUCUAAAUAAAGAUAUACUGUCUUGUACCACAUCUUUCCAAGAAUGGUCCCUGUUGGUAUUGAUUAACUUUCUCUUGAAACUAGCUGUUAAGAAGGUGGA
Chlorocebus sabaeus (green monkey) is the source of this 809-nucleotide messenger RNA. Its product is annotated as trypsin-like. The record is from RefSeq and is a predicted model, not a curated record. Gene Ontology annotation, molecular function: serine-type endopeptidase activity. Gene Ontology annotation, biological process: proteolysis. NCBI's taxonomy places the organism in Eukaryota, Metazoa, Chordata, Mammalia, Primates, Cercopithecidae.